AUGGGGAAGUCAAGCAAGAGGCGUACGCAAGUAGCUCCAGAGGGGUCAGAUGUAGAGACCAAGCGGAUCAGAAGACCGAUUGUUGAAGAAAUGGCCAGGACGCUCAUUGAUCUCCAAGCCAGAGCGCUUUCUUUUAAGGAUCAUUAUGUGGCACAGCAACAGGAGGAGGAGCGCAAGAAGAAAGUGGGCCGCCCAAAGGGAUCAACCAAACAAGCCAACAAGGAUGUGGCAAAGAAAAAAGAUUUGGCAAAGAUUGUGCUUACAGAGCGCUAUGCAAAUGCUAUGGCUGCUGCUAAGCCAAAGCGGCUGACUAAAGGUGCUUAUGGAAAGAUACAUGAUGCUGUAAUGGAAGAGCUGGGACUUGGCGGAACCGAUUUCUUGAUUCCAAAGACCACGAUCCAGAGUCGAGUGCGGGGAAACAAAAUUGCAACCAAACGAGGGCCCGUUUCGCCAGUAGCUGCCUUUGAGCCAUACAUCCUGAACAUUGCACUAUACAGGCAGCAAGCUGGACAACCAUUGACACAACCAGAAACCAUUGCUUUGGCCAAUUCUCUUGUAAAAGGAUCCGAACUAGAAGACAAGUUGAAAGACUUUCAUAGCAAGAUCAAAGUUCAACCAACAGAGUUGCUCGGCAAGAGAUGGUUCAAAGGUUUCAUGAAUAGACAUAGAGAUAUCUUGAACACUGGGAGAGGAAGCAAGCAGGACAGAGCAAGGAAGGACUGGACAACAUAUGAGAACGUCCAACAAAUGUACGAGUUAGUGUACGAGCAAAUGCUGCGAGCUGGAAUUGCAGUGCGCUUACCAGAAAGUGAACACUAUUGGGUUGGCAAAGAGGGGCAGAUUGUUGAUUCUGAGGAUAAGGCAGCUGGCCACAAGUGCACCAUUAAGCUCAUACAUCCAGAGUAUUUGUUGUUUGGAGACGAAGUCGGAACUGAUACUGCCCAAGACCAAGAUGGGCACAUCGGCGGCGAGACAUACAUCAAAAGUGCGGAUGGUCAAAAGGUGGAACUGCUGAGUACAAAGGCCAGUGGUCGCUUCACUGUGAUGGGUCUGACUGCUGCAAGUGGGGAUCCAGUGAUGUGCAUUGUUAUCAUUGCUGGCAAAGAGUUGGCUUUUGAAGAUUACACCGGAUUUGAUCACCAAUCUGAAGCAAUAUAUGACGGGACCAAGACAAUAGAAGAGAACUAUGGUCCUGGAAAGGCGCUUCCAGGACUUCCAGUAUGUGUCUUCAGAGGAAAGGAAGUGCCUGGUAUGGUUGCGGUGUCUCCAAAGGUAUCGAUGACUUCCAAGAUUCUCAAGAAAGCUUUGGAGACAUUGGACAAACUUGGGGUCUACCCACGGACCCUGCACGGACCAACACCAAUGUGUCUCUUUGAUGGCCAUGACAGCCGCCUUCAAGUUCCCUUCCUUGAAUACAUCAACAGUAAGGACGAGUUCCAGAAUCCACUUUGGAUCGAAGAAUUUUGA
Molecule: messenger RNA, 1467 nt
Organism: Cylindrotheca closterium
Lineage: Eukaryota; Bacillariophyta; Bacillariophyceae; Bacillariales; Bacillariaceae
Source: the annotation of a GenBank genome assembly